Messenger RNA from Arthroderma uncinatum, 1959 nucleotides. RefSeq lists its product as uncharacterized. The transcript has a single exon. Lineage: Eukaryota; Fungi; Ascomycota; Eurotiomycetes; Onygenales; Arthrodermataceae. Bases 1 to 1959 code for a protein of 652 amino acids. The record is from RefSeq and is a predicted model, not a curated record.
AUGGACAGGCCUCCAUCCUUUGACCGAGUGGCGAGCAACCUUGACCAGAUCCUCGUGGAGCCAUCUACCCCCCUCGAUGUUCACCUCAUCGACAAGCUGGGCGCCGAAGUGGUAGCUCAGACUGACCACAAGCUCUCUACUUCGCUGAUUGCCUUGAUAUCCCGCGUCCUGCCCGUUAUUCAGGAGGAUCCAAGCCCUAUUACGGCCCUAGCAACAAAGGUGGCCAGGUUCCUGAGCUUUGCAGAGCUUCGUUCAAUCGAUCCCCCAAUUGACUUCGUUGCCGGAAUCAAAGCUGAUUUCCCUCCGAUCAGCAAUCUUACGCUUUUCCUCGUUGCAAAAGCAAGCGAAUCUCCGAGCCAUGUUGCGGAGAUUGCGAGGGAUUCAGAUCUUGUCAGGUCGAUCGUGGAAUUAUGGCUGUCAACGGUUGACUCAGGGGUUUCACAAGCUGCCUAUGACGUUCUCUGGUCGCUUCUAGAGGCUGAUCAUUUAGUUUCAAAUACCGUCAAUGGAGGAUCAAGCAAUACGCCACGACAUGGUGGACUUAUGUGGCAGAGAUUGUUCCAGGAUAGGUCUGUAUACGGACUCCUCUUUACCAUAUGCUCGCUCCGUACCGUUGGACAGGCGGGACAGAUAAAUGCCCGACAAAAGACGGUUGCUCAGGGGAGGCUGAUAGAAUUCGUCGUCAAAGCUGGAUCACUGAACUGGGACGCUAUAUCGACAUCACACUUUGCCGACAUUGAAUCAUCCUUCCAGAGCGAUAGCUUGUUAAGCUUUGUGGCUCUUAAAAUGGUUGACACCAAUGACCUCCUACUACAUAUGACUCUCUUGCAGUUUUUUCGCCAACUGCUUGAGAUCAAUGCCCCAGGCCUACGUCAAUGCAGAAACAAGACAUCCACCUCGGUUCCUGCAUUUUCUUCCCCAUCAUUAGAAUUUCUUAUUAACACUGGGCUACACCGAAAGGUCGUUAAUUACUACCUUAAUCCCUCUACUCUUGACUCUGCUACCGCAAGCUUCCUUUCCACUCCCGUAAUGGCAUAUGUUGCCGCAUACGCAGCCCUCUACCCGAACCAUAUAUUGCAAGAGCAUCAGGCGCAGCUAGAUCGGCUGUCCUCGCGCAUACUCGAAGCAUUCAAUAUCCCAUCAGCCCAAUGGGCACAUGGCCCCGUACCUAUUGGUGACCUGGAUAUAUUGGCUUCACUUCCACGAGUGAUGCUUGUUGAGGCCGGGAAAAGGGGGCUUAAUCCAUUGCUCUCUAUCCCUUCAAAGCCUCUGCACUUAGAGAGCUUGAUGUGUCUAGGGAAAAUAUUUAACGGGCCUUCAUCUUCUGAAGAAUCAAUGGAUAUCGAACAAGAUGUUUCCAGGUGCCCGAACCCUACCAGUCCACGAGCUGAAGCAGCAGCAUCAAGAAUCCUUUAUUUUCAAUACUUGAACGGCCACCCCAAUUUUUGGGCCAGCAUUGUCGAAGCCGCGGAUAUAAUAGCGAUGCAGGAUACAGCAAUCCCGGCGAUAAAUUUCAUUAAAAGUGUCAUAACAGCUAACUGGGUUGUUCUUUCUCCCAAUGAAGAUACAAGCACUCUAACUUCUAGUCGGUUUGCCUUGCCAACGGAGGCUGGUGUUAGCGAGCUUGGUCCUUCGACACAGGGGAAUCUUCCUGUCAGCGGCGCGUGGGCGCUACUUGUACCUCCGGCCUUAACGGUCGUUCUGCCAUAUCUCUUUAAACAGCCGCCUUCCUAUGCAAAUUUUGUUGCUGGAGGUGCCGGAGACACUGAGAGUGCUGUCUGGCGGAUUGCAACUACCAAAUAUGAUGCUCUUGUAGCCCUUCAGUCAGCUGUGGAGAAAAUGGAGAGUGCCGCGGGCGGACUCGAUGAUAUAAAGAGAACCCUAAAACGAAGGGUUGCUGAAGGUCCCAUGGGCGCGCCGAAUGAAAUCGGAAGCAGGAUCGAGGCACUGGAGCUAUGA